Messenger RNA from Papaver somniferum (opium poppy), 1296 nucleotides. RefSeq lists its product as uncharacterized. NCBI's taxonomy places the organism in Eukaryota, Viridiplantae, Streptophyta, Magnoliopsida, Ranunculales, Papaveraceae. Bases 421 to 960 code for a protein of 179 amino acids. The record is from RefSeq and is a predicted model, not a curated record. The transcript has 4 exons.
AUAACAGUUGAAAUCAGAGUUUUUAGAGUUAUUUGAAUCCAUGUGUUUAAUUUUGUGGUAACUUGCUUGCUAAUAGAACUUCUUGGAUAGGCUGGGUUACAGAGAAUCAUCUCAAUUUGCAUCGUCUAAGUUUCCAGUUUCCUGUUGUUAUUUAACCCAAAACUGUUGAUAUGGUUAUUUUAUUCUGAUUCUGUAGUGUUGGAACUCAAAACCACAGGUCCACAGCCUCUAAUUUCAUUUUGCUGGUUUUAUCAUGUAAUAUAUAGUGUAGAAGUUGCUUUCAUAAUGUUUGAGAAAAUUCAUGAAGGGAACGUCUCAGUAUCAUAGUAGACUUAGUCGAGCUAAGCUGUAUGUAGCACCCUUCUACAGGUAUUUCAGCGGGUAUUCAAAGAAAUAACUGGGAGGCUAAUUGUUAUUACCAUGAAUAAAUUAUUGGAUUUUGGAAGGAAAGCUGUAUUCUUUGUCAGAGUUAUGUCUGGAUAUGAAGAGAGAAGUAUUAAGGCAUUCAGAUUAAAGCUCCAAAAGCAAAUUCAAGAGGCAAAUGAAAAGAAGGCAUGCUUAAAAAAGAUUCCUGAACAGGUUAUUUUAUCAGAGGUCCGAAGAAUGGUGGAAGAGAUGCAGGCAUUGAACAAGAAGUUGGAGGAAACAGAAACUGCCAUUGAGGAUUUUUUGAAGCCGAUUGACAAUCAAGCGGAGCUCAUAAUGAACAUGCAACUUGAAGGAGAAGACAGUAGGAUGAAAAGAAUGAUGAAAGCCAUGCAAGAGCAGGCUUUGAUGGAAAAUGAUGCAGCUAUUGCUACUGCGAAAGAGAAGCUAACAGCACACACUUCCGUUGCCAAUGCAGCAGAUGUUGCUGCUGCCAAAGAGAAGCUAACAGAAAAAUCGUCUAGUAUGGAUGUAGCAGAUGCUGCAGAUAUAGACUCUAACAAAGAACCUCUUAUAUCCGUCAACCAAGUUUAGUUCACAUAAUCAUGACUAUGGAUAUGUUGUAGUUGUCGGCUCGUCAUCAUCAAUUAGUAAAAGGAUCACUAAUAGUGUUAAAGCUCUGUAUGGCUGGUGAGUGCGGUAACGUAAUUUUGCAGUGAAGAAUUUACAUUUUUUUUUCCCUCUUAUGUGUUUGCGUUUCCUUCCAUCUAGAACGUGAGAGAAGAAACUCUCUGACCUUCAGAACACAACAAUUGAUCAUGUUGAAAGCGUUGGGACUAUUGUGUUUUUGAUUGGAAAUCAUUUCCGCUAUACACAUAUUGGUCUGCUGAAUUGAAGAAAUCAAGCAUCUACAUUACUUUUUUGUGAGUA